AGCUAGUAGUAGUAGGUCGUAUUGUUAGUAGCUAGUAGCUGGGGCUGGGGUAGCAGCAGCUAGCAUCUCAUCUCGGUGGUUCUCAGUGUCGUAGUGUUGUCAGUCAUCAUCCGACAUCACUACCAUCGUCAUCACCGCCCCCCAGCCCCAGCAGGUCAGGUCACAGGUCUGGCUCUGUCAGAUCUGUGUGGUGUGCGUGCGUGGCACACAACAGGCGUUCUUAACGUGACACACACACACACACACACACACACACACAGGUGCCCCUGGGUGUGGGCGCGGGGGGCGGGGACGCGUGCCGCCGCCGCCGCCGCCACGGGCCCCGCGCCGCGGCCUGCCAGUCGCCAGGCGGAAUUGGAGGGGUAUACACGCGCGCCGCUCACUUCGCCACACACUGCUGACGGUGCCUGCGUGGCCCUGCUGACGGCCGUUCCCGUGUGUGUGUGUGUGUGUGUGCGUGCCUGCCGUGCCUGCUGCCGUGUGUGUGAGGCCGCCACGUGCUUGCGGUGCCCGCGGUGCCCACGGUGCCUGCCGUGUCCAAGGGAGAGUGUCGGGGCGGGGCGCGGCGCCCCUGCUGCAGCGCCGCCCGCGGGGCCGCCGCCCGUGCGAUGCGCUGCCUGGCGGAGGGGCGGGCGUGGGGGGCGAGGCGCGGCUGCUGCCCGUGAGUGCCUGGCGCGGCGGCGUACUGGCGGCGGUGAGGGCGGCGGCGGCGGCGGCCCAUGUCCCUCACGGCGCAGGAGGUGGUGGAGCGCGCGGGCGUGGAGCUGUCCAAGUGCAUCACGGGGCUGGGGCUCCGCUCCCGCAGCAGGGACAGGGAGCUACAGGGCGGCGGCGGCGGAGGCGGUGAAGGUAGCGGCAGGAUGGGGUCAGUGCGGCGGGGGGGCGGGGGCGUGAUGGAGAAGGUGGCCAACGUUCUGUGCGGCAACAGUGUGGCGGCGGCGGGCCUGGCCAACGGCAAGGCCAGGCUGGACAAGCCCCUGCCGCCCGACAAGCCCACGCGCUUCUUGCUGGGCAAGGCGCGCAACGGCGGACCCGCGGCGGCGGGGGCGGGGCCCCCGGGGGCCGCCUCCGGCACCAGUGGCGCCCUGGCACCCCUCAACGGCCACCAGGGCGGGUCGCCGCGGCCGCUGCGCGCCGCGCCGCGCUCUCCGGCGCACCUGGUGCCGCGGCACCGCUACCUGUCCUGGGAGGAGCUGGUGCGGGACGAGGCCUUCCUGGCCAGGUUCUUCCUCUACUUCUCGCCCCUGGAGCGCCGAGUGCUGGCGCAGGUGAGCGCGCGGUGGCGCGGCGUGCUGUACCAGCCUCGGUUCUGGCACGGCCUGCGCCCGGUGCUGCACUGCCGCGAGCUGCGCAGCGCCACGGUGGAGGCCACCACGGACAUGCGGCGCCGCUUCUACGUGUCGGUGCAGCAGCGGGGGUUCGACUCCCUGGUGCUGCUGUGCGCCAACGACGAGGACCUCAUGGACCUCGUGGCCAAUUACGCCGUGAACCACACCAAGGCGCUGCGCUCCGUGGCGCUGCGCUGCUCCAACGUGUCCGACAAGGGCCUGGAGACGCUGCUGGACCACCUGAACGGCGUGUACCAGCUGGAGCUCCAGGGCUGCAACGACGUGACGGAGGCGGGGCUGUGGGCCUGCCUCAACCCCCGCAUCGUGUCGCUCUCCGUGGCGGACUGCAUCAACGUGGCCGACGAGGCGGUGGGGGCCAUCGCCCAGCUGCUGCCGUCCCUCUACGAGCUCAACCUGCAGGCCUACCACGUCACCGACGCCGCCCUCGCCUUCUUCAGCCCCAGGCAGACCUCCACGCUCAGCAUCCUCAGACUACACUCCUGCUGGGAGCUCACCAACCACGCCAUCAUCAACAUCGUGCACUCCUUGCCGAACCUGACCGUGCUGAGCCUGAGCGGAUGCAGCAAGAUAACAGACGACGGAGUGGAACUUAUAGCCGAGAACCUCCGCCGCCUCCGCUCGCUGGACCUGUCUUGGUGCCCGAGGAUUACGGACGCCGCGCUGGAGUACAUCGCCUGCGACCUCAACCAGCUGGAGGAGUUGACGCUGGACAGAUGUGUGCACGUGACGGACAUCGGCGUGGGCUACGUGUCAACCAUGCUGUCCCUGUCCGCGCUGUUCCUGCGGUGGUGUUCCCAGGUGAGGGACUUCGGCGUGCAGCACCUCUGCUCCAUGAGGAACAUACAGGUGCUCUCUCUGGCAGGCUGCUCGCUGGUGACGUCGGCGGGAUUAUCGUCAUUGGUCCAACUGCGCCACCUACAGGAGCUUGAACUAACCAACUGCCCCGGCGCAACCCCUGAGCUCUACCACCACCUGCACCUCCACCUUCCCAAGUGCCUCAUCAUCGAGUAGCCACCACCACCACCACCACCACUAGACACCACCACAACCUUCAUCACCACCACCGCCAGAUACCGCCCCCACCGCCACGGAGCUGAUCUGAGAAGCGACGGUUUUGUUUUGUUUGGGUUCCCCUUGAAAUUUCGUGUGAGUCGUACAUAGAAAGUGGGUUAGUGAUUUUUGUGUUUUUUUUUUUUCAUUUCGCGUUUUUGUUGUUUUUUUCCUGUUUCGUGUUUGUUUUUCUUCUGUUUUCUUUAUUUUCGCCUGACUGUUUGUUUUCUUUCAUUUUUUCUUCGCUUUUGUAUCUUUUUCUUUGUUUUUUCUUGUUUUCUUAUCUUUUUUCCUUCUUUUUUUGCUUUUCUGAUGUUUCCUCUCUCUCUCUCUCUCUCUCUCUCUCUCUCUCUCUCUCUCUCUCUCUCUCUCUCUCUCUCUCUCUCUCUCUCUCUCUUACUUUCAUAUAUAUCUUUUAAUUUUUCCAUCCUUCCCUCCGUCUCUUCCUCCUCCUCCUCCUCCUCCUCCUCCCUGUACUGUGUUUGGUAAUAUAUAUAAAAACGGGUCUAGAUGUAUUGUUAUAGAGAGAGGUCAAAGUCACGUCCCAUUCCUGUCCUAUUCUGGAAGUGACGAAGAGAGAGAGAGAGGGAGAGAGAGGAAAAGGAAGUGUUGAAGGCCAAAUCGUACGCACGGUCUCUCCUAUUUGUACGCACUGACUGAUUUUUGGCAGUGGAGGGCAGGAAACACACACACACACACACACACACACACACACACACACACACACACACACACACACACACACACACACACACACACACA
Molecule: messenger RNA, 3161 nt
Organism: Eriocheir sinensis (Chinese mitten crab)
Lineage: Eukaryota; Metazoa; Arthropoda; Malacostraca; Decapoda; Varunidae
Product: F-box/LRR-repeat protein 16-like
Exons: 4
Coding region: 720-2360 (546 amino acids)
Molecular function (GO): protein binding
Source: RefSeq, a predicted model, not a curated record